AUGAGCGGUGUGAAUGACACAACUGAUCUGAAGUUACUAAAAUCUGCGCGAGCGACAAUCGGUGAUGUUGGGCUUUCAGAAGAUAAAGUGCGGAUUCAAGUGCCCAAAAAAGUAGUGAAGGAUCUGAAGGGCCCUGUUCACGUGCUGGUGGUGGUUCCGGGGCGUGCAGUGGAGGAUGGCGCUUGGAGCGCAAAGGACUUGUCUACUGUGGACCCUCAAGCUCAAUCGAAAAUGUGGAAGUCAGUUGUCAGAGUUUCCUCAGGAGAUGUAUGCUCAGGGACAGCGGUGGUUGUGGAUCUAACGUCGACGCACUUGUAUCUGCUGACAAACUUGCAUUUUUGGGUCGACGACACAUUCACUGAUCACUUGAGUGCUGACUUCACGACGGAAAUCAAACGGUAUCUGAGACGCCACCCCCGGAUGAAAACAAGUGGAAGGAAAAAGAAUGUCACCAAUAAUAAGGAUGCUGAUGUUGCAAAGCGACCACGUCGUAAAUCUCUACGGACGGCAGCAAUGAAAUCAUCAGCUAAAUUAGACAAGCCUCAAGUUGUGGUGGAGCAACUCCUUCCCGAUAGGCCGAAGCCGGAAGAAGUCAACCGAUUCAGUCUCGACAGUGACAUUUGCUGGUGUAGUUCGGCUGCGUUCGACUUCGCAAUCUUCGAAGUUGUUUUGCCACGAAAUAACAAGCUCGACCGAUGCGACAUGUCCUUCAAUGUGUCUUACGGAAUGAGUGUUGACGUGUUCGGUUUUCCUGGCGCUUUUGAAGAUCAAGCUUUUGAUCAUGCUUAUGCCAUCAUUCCAGCUAGAAUCACCGGUUGGAGCGGAAACCGAAUGGUUCUCUCCUCUUUGUCAGCUCCUGGUGUAUCUGGAAGCGCGUUAGUGUGCACCAAAAAUGAAGUAGCAGCGGGAUAUCUUGGUGCUGGACUUUAUGGCUCAGCAAAAAACGAGCGGUAUCAAUCCUAUUUCUACACAUUUCACGGAGUAAUCCCCGAAUUACCGUCUUCGUUGCCGCGAUACCGAAGUCCAAACAAAGGAUGA
Messenger RNA from Plasmopara halstedii, 1038 nucleotides. RefSeq names its product CRN-like protein. Bases 1 to 1038 code for a protein of 345 amino acids. Lineage: Eukaryota; Oomycota; Peronosporomycetes; Peronosporales; Peronosporaceae. The record is from RefSeq and is a predicted model, not a curated record. The transcript has a single exon.